This is a messenger RNA of Trifolium pratense (red clover), 3649 nucleotides long. Its product is annotated as nucleobase-ascorbate transporter 6-like. Gene Ontology annotation, molecular function: transmembrane transporter activity. Lineage: Eukaryota; Viridiplantae; Streptophyta; Magnoliopsida; Fabales; Fabaceae. The record is from RefSeq and is a predicted model, not a curated record. Gene Ontology annotation, biological process: transmembrane transport. Gene Ontology annotation, cellular component: plasmodesma; membrane. The transcript is spliced from 19 exons. The coding region runs from base 2561 to 3208 and encodes 215 amino acids.
AGUGCAAACCUAAUAUCUUGUUGACUGGUAUAACUCGGCCAUUUUCCAGAAAUUUUAAAAUAAUUUUAUAAGACAUUUUUGUCUGGUUAUCGCAUUAUUUACGAAUUUUGAUUUUGAAAAUACAAUAUCUCCUGUGUUCCAGAUUCAAACUCAGAAUGUGUGGGCUACAAGUGGACAACCAACUGCCAUUAACUCCAAUGCCAGUUCUAUUCAGACCUCAGAGAGUUGUGUCAGAAAUUUUCCAUUACAAUGCAGUCAAAUGGAUCAUUAGAUCUUUGUGUCUAUCCAUAUAUUGGACUUCAUGUGAGAUAUGUUAAUUCUAAACUUGUUUAUGAAUAGUAAAGAUUUUGACUUUUUAUGACGUGUUAUGGUAAGCAGGGGCCGGAAAGUUCGGCUUCCUUUUUGAUAAACAUCCAUGAACCUAUUAUUUGGCGCCUUCAUGAAAUGAUCCAGCAGGUGAAGAUCAGUAGACUCUGAAUCUCAAACAACUGCUGCAUCAGUUGAUCCAAUCAUUCAAAUUGGUGUCCAGGGGAGUGCUUGGAUUUUGGGCAUCCUUAAUGACUGCAUUAGGCAACAUGGAAAAUAUGCCGGAUAAACCAGAGGUUCAACGAAAACAUAAAUAUGAGGUAAACUUCUAUGAUUAGCAUGGCUAUCUCAAAUAUCCGGAAAGAUCUUCUAGGCCAACCGCUUCAGCUACUCUCAGGGGUUGAUAUAUUUAGUAAUGCAAGUAGUUCACUUGGACAUAUGAGCAAAGGUGUAGCUGCAUUGUCUAUGGAUAUGGAUAAGAAGUUCAUUCAAAGUCGACAGCGACAGGUUUUGUCUAGGCAUUAGGGUUCUUUCGCGGAACACUCUGUUACGAAGGCAUGGUUUCUAUUUGUUUCUACUAUUUUUCCGUCCAACUUCUUCCACGGUUUAAUAACAUUCUCUGAUACAUAUUUUUAUCUACAUUAGGCAAGGCAAUAUUUGGUGAGACAGUGGCAUUCUUUCAUACAUAAAUUAACUAAUCCAGGCUUUUUUGGGUCUGUGUACAGGGUUUAGGGAGAUCAUGGCGACACUUUCUAGGAUUGGCUUAUUCAAUAAUGAAGCUCAUCCGAUUCUAACGAAUGAAGAGAGACCAACCUUUAAAAAAAUCAUGUUUGACCUUCUGAAAAUUGUUCAUGAAGAUCCUAGAAAGGAUAUCAACACUAGGACAUUGCAAAGUUCAAAGAUCUGCGAUGAUGACAGCAAAAACAAUCAUAUUUUUGGGACUAGUUGAUCAAACAGAAAUCCCUGCUUCCUGCAAAAAUGCUUUUGUUGUUGCAUGUUUCCGCAUGGAGGAGAGAUUAUCCUACUCCAACACAAAAGGGUAUAUUACUUUGAUGAAUCCAUAUGGAAUUAGGAUGUGAUCUAACUAAAAUCUCUCUUGAUUUCAUACUUACUUUCAGUGCAUAGCUAACAAAGGCAUAUGAGACAGUUAAUGUUGUUUUUGAAGUUUCAAAAGCUGUUAAUAUGACACAAUCUAUGAAAGUUGUUUGUGAGAUAGAAGGUGGUAGAGAUCCUAGUAUGUGGGAUGGGAUGCCUUUACACACACUAAAGUUGGUUCUUCAUCUUUGAAAAAAACCAGUAAAAUCAUCACAGACAACAAGUUCGUUGAAGACAGGGAAAUACACAGUACAUAAUGGUACAUUUAUUAAUCGUGCAAGAUGUUCACUAAGAGCUUUGUUUAGGCGGAAUGUGGAAUCUAUCAAACCACGUCAUAUUGCAUUCCAAGAUUGGUGUCUACAAUGGAAAUGGCGGAAUUGCAUUGAAGUUUUUUGCAUUGGAUUGGCUAGAAGUUUGUCCUAUAAGGGAAGAUAAAGUCAUUAAGCACAAUAACCUUUUUCACCACAUUCUGGUUAUAUUUUAUCUUAAACUUUCUGUUGCUAUUUGGUCUUUCUACUCCAAAAUAUAUUUGUUCCUAAUAUGAACAACUAAUCUGCAUUUUGACUACAUUUUAGGCCGAAAGAGAUAAAGAAACUGGCCUUUAAGUUCGUUUAGGAGUCCAAAAGAGCAAGAAGCAUAAUGGAGAACUAGAAUCUGCUAUCCUUUCCUAAAUGGGUAUCCCUCACAAAUUGUGAAAUCACAAGACCGACCUGAUCACAAGAAACCAUCAUUUGGCUAAUCUUACUAAAUAUCGGGACCAACCACACCGACCUUUCUGCUCCUCAAAGCUUUCAAUUGUAAGUUAGAUUUGACCAGCUGAUAAUUGCCGCCGAACUUGAACUCUAGCAGAAGAAGAAGAAGACUCAGAAAGCUGCAAACAAUGAUAAUGGGAAGGCGCCUCCUUCAUCCUGGAGAAAUCAUGAUGAUUUUAAUGAGUAUUUCUGCUCCAGCGGGAGGUAUUUCAUAAUAAGUCCGCCAGCAUGUCACCCCAAAAACUCAACUUUUUCUCAUUUCUUUGGCUGGAGUCCGCACAUCAAAUGAACGGAAAGGAAGCAUCUCAGAUUAAGAACAUUUUGGCAUCUGUGUUGCUGAUCAUCAUGGGCACUGGCUUAGCUGAGGGCUAGAUAUAAACAACUGCUCUUCUAAUCAGCUUGAUCCAAUGCAAGAAAAUGGCUAUUACCAACAAAUCACAUGUGGUUGUUCUCAACAAGAAAAUCAGCCUCUUCCUUCUUUGCUGCCUAUGAUGCCUUAUGUGAGGGAGGUACUGCAACUUCUGUAUGCAGGGCUCUUGAUGAAAUUGCGGACGUAUCUGUACCAGUCUAGUGGAGCUUUCAUUGCUGUAUAUAGGUAUGCAAGUGCAACACCAUUACUGCCUUCUAUUCUUAGUCAGGGUAUUGGUUGGCAGGGAGUCGGCAUUCUGUUAUCAGAAUUGUUUGGAACAAUUAGUGGAUCGUCCGUGUCUGUAGAAAAUGCAGGUCUAUUGGCUUUGACAUGUGUUGGCAGUCGAAGAGUUGUGCCGAUAUCUGCUGGAUUCAUGAUUUUCUCUUCAAUUUUAGGAAAAUUUGGAACAGUUUUCGCAUUUAUCCCACCUGCAAUUGUUGCUGCCCUGUACUGCUUAUUCUUUGCUUAUGUUGGUGCUGGAGGCAUUAGUUUUCUUCAGUUCUGCAACCUUAACAGUUUUAGAACAAAGUUCAUAUUAGGCUUCUCUAUAUUCUUGCUGCCUCUUAUUUGCACACUCAGACAAGGAGCAUACUUCCUUUCCACAUUAGGCUUCUCUAUAUAUAAUUUCGUUUUAACUUUCAAUUAGAGCUUUUUAUAAGGUUGUUUAAAAUUUGAUACUUAUUUUGGUAAGUGUUUAAUUUUUAUGUCACUGAGAUUAUAUUUGUAAUCAAAGUUUUGGUUGUGAUAUAUUUUUUUUACACAUAUUUAACCAUGUGCGGGGGUUUGAAACCUCCGCAAACCCAACCGCCGCAGUUUGAACAGGAUACCAACGCUCAUCCAAAUCCCCCGCAUAUUUACUAUUGGAUUCUAAUAAGCGGCAGUUUUCAAAACUCCCGCAAAACCAUCCGCGGAGGUUGUAAAUAGCGUGUAUUUUUUUGUAGAUAUAGGGCUGUAAUACUCUGACUUUGAACAUAAUUUAUAAACUAGAGUGGGUAUCUUUGAAUAGUACUUGCUAUUUUCGAGUUUUGAGAAUUGGUGUUAUUUCUUUCCACUUAGAACAGAUAAGAUUAUAUAUCUCUUUUUUUUU